This is a messenger RNA of Opisthocomus hoazin, 1325 nucleotides long. The record is from RefSeq and is a predicted model, not a curated record. NCBI's taxonomy places the organism in Eukaryota, Metazoa, Chordata, Aves, Opisthocomiformes, Opisthocomidae.
GAUUUUUCGAAGGGGAGUGUGCUGAUUAGGUAAGGAGAUGUCAUGGUCUUCUUCCGUCGAUGUAGGAAGAUAGCAGACAUGAUCGCCUGAAAAAAACGAACUACGAAGUGCAAGCAUGGCUUUCGCCCAGUCGCACAUUAUGGCAGCUAGAAGGCAUCAGCACAGUAGACUCAUAAUUGAAGUGGAUGAGUAUAGCUCCAACCCCACACAGGCUUUCACGUUCUACAACAUUAACCAGGGACGUUUUCAGCCCCCACAUGUGCAAAUGGUUGAUCCGGUACCCCAUGAUGCUCCCAAACCUCCAGGAUAUACACGAUUUGUCUGUAUUUCUGAUACUCACUCAAGAACUGAUCCCAUCCAAAUGCCAUAUGGAGAUGUGUUAAUACAUGCUGGUGAUUUUACUGAGCUGGGACUUCCUAGUGAAGUAAAAAAAUUCAACGAGUGGCUAGGUAGCCUGCCCUAUGAGUACAAGAUUGUGAUAGCAGGAAAUCAUGAAUUGACCUUUGACCAGGAAUUCAUGGCUGACUUAAUCAAGCAGGACUUUUACUAUUUCCCCUCAGUUUCUAAACUGAAGCCAGAGAGCUAUGAAAAUGUACAGUCUCUUCUAACAAACUGCAUCUAUCUUCAAGACUCUGAAGUGACGGUGAGGGGAUUCAGAAUAUAUGGCUCCCCUUGGCAACCUUGGUUUUAUGGCUGGGGCUUUAAUCUUCCACGAGGCCAAGCACUAUUAGAGAAAUGGAACCUUAUUCCAGAUGGAAUAGAUAUUCUUAUAACACAUGGACCACCUCUCGGUUUUCUAGACUGGGUUCCUAAGAAAAUGCAACGAGUAGGAUGCGUUGAGCUGCUGAACACAGUCCAGAGACGAAUACAGCCAAGGCUUCACGUUUUUGGGCAUAUCCAUGAAGGUUAUGGCGUCAUGGCUGAUGGAACUACUACGUAUGUCAAUGCGUCUGUGUGCACUGUGAAUUACCAGCCACUUAAUCCACCCAUAGUUAUUGACUUACCUACUCCAAGGAACACAUGAUUGUAAUGAGGAUUUAAAGUUGUGCCCAACACAUUAGCAACUUUAUAUUGCUGGCUGAGAAUCCCAGUAGGGAACCGUUCAACAAAAAAGCAAAAACCUUCUUUUUUCCCUGCUAGCUCUUCACAGAUAAAUUUUGAGUGACAAAAGUGGGUGAAGAACAAAGACAUUUUGAUGCCAGAAACAAGAUUAAAGACUUUAACAUUUCACCAUUAAAAUACUUGUGAACACAGAAAAGUGAAUGCAUUCCACAUAUAUAUAUACAUAUGCAUAUAUAUCUCUCUCUCAAGUAGGGACUUUUGUA